Molecule: messenger RNA, 852 nt
Organism: Cloeon dipterum
Lineage: Eukaryota; Metazoa; Arthropoda; Insecta; Ephemeroptera; Baetidae
Exons: 3
Coding region: 206-445 (79 amino acids)
Source: RefSeq, a predicted model, not a curated record
GGGAGAGUACUGUGAGGGCAGCUUGCUUGUUUAUGCGGGGAGCAACAAUUUAUGCAUUUUAUUACUAAUUUACGUAAACAUUCUACAACUUUGAGGCUGAAACCAACAUCUAAGGGAAGGGAAACCCUUCCAGAGAGUACUGAACUAAAAUGAACAGCACAUCCUCACUUCCAGUCAAUAUGCACUAACUGAUUUGAGCAGAGCGAUGACUCCGUUUGACGAUUUUCUGUAUUUGGUCAAUUCCAUUCUCUUAGGAGAAGAGCCCUCUGUGGAAGAUUUUAUUCUGCUGAUUGGGACGUUUGUUGCGUUCGUGGCGUUUGUGCUGUGGUGUUGCUUCCCCAUCGUGCCCAAGGAAACCAACAACCUGACGCCGCCGCUGCACUACGAAACGCGGUACAACCAAUAUCGAAAGGUCUCCGACAUGGAUUACAAUAGUGGACUCUAAAACUUUAAAAUCUCAACCAACCCAAGAAGGCUGUCAGUUGGAAAAGUAUUAUUUUCGUUGUCAAAUGAAACGCGUAUUAUUUUGCAAAUUAUUGCGCAGGGCAAUACACACAAAAAGCUGCUCAAAAUUAGCUCCCACUUGAUUGAAUGAGGAAAAUCUGAAUGUAACAUGGUAGCAUUUUUUUCUACUACAGUGUACGCGUGUUCUGCACAACGUACUUAUAACACUGUCUAAGUCAAUUUAUGCUGUUGUUCAGUCAUUAUAGAUGUUUUUUAUCUAGUCCUUUUUUAGUAUUCUAAUUUACAAACUGUCACUAUAUAUUUCAUUUAUUAAAUGACGACUGCCUAAUGUGUAGCGUUUGUGCGUGUUAAAUUCAAAUAAUAAAUGAGACAAAUUUUCAUCAAGAA